GAAGAAGAAGAUCCCUUCAUUUCCACAAAAACCCUUUCUUCAUCGCCUUCGUCGCUCUUCUUUCUAACGUUCAACAAUGAAGGCCUCUAUUCUCAGAUCCGUUCGUUCCGCCGUUUCCAGAUCCUCAUCCUCUAACCGUCUGUUGACCCGUACCUUUGCCACUGAAUCCGUCCCGGAAAGGAAAGUCGCCGUUCUCGGUGCUGCCGGUGGGAUUGGGCAGCCAUUGGCGCUUCUGAUGAAGCUUAACCCACUUGUCUCUAAGCUUGCUCUCUACGAUAUUGCCGGUACCCCUGGUGUUGCUGCCGAUGUCGGUCAUGUUAACACUAGAUCCGAGGUUACUGGCUACGUGGGUGAGGAGCAACUCGGAAAAGCUUUGGAGGGAUCUGAUGUUGUCAUCAUUCCUGCUGGUGUUCCAAGAAAGCCGGGCAUGACCCGUGAUGAUCUCUUCAACAUUAAUGCUGGCAUUGUUAAAUCACUUUGCACCGCCAUUGCGAAGUACUGCCCCAACGCACUUGUUAACAUGAUCAGUAACCCCGUUAACUCAACUGUCCCAAUUGCUGCUGAGGUUUUCAAGAAAGCUAAUACGUAUGAUGAGAAGAAGUUGUUUGGUGUUACAACUCUUGAUGUUGUCAGAGCUAAGACCUUCUACGCUGGGAAAGCAAAUGUUCCAGUAGCCGAGGUUAAUGUUCCUGUUAUUGGUGGCCAUGCUGGCAUUACCAUCCUUCCCCUAUUUUCUCAGGCUACCCCCAAAGCUAAUUUGACAGAUGACACUAUUGUUGCUCUCACCAAGCGAACACAAGACGGAGGAACGGAAGUAGUGGAAGCAAAGGCAGGAAAGGGUUCUGCUACAUUAUCCAUGGCGUAUGCUGGAGCGCUUUUUGCCGAUGCUUGUCUUAAGGGAUUGAAUGGAGUUCCCGAUGUUGUGGAAUGUUCGUUUGUUCAAUCAACCGUCACUGAACUUCCAUUCUUUGCUUCAAAGGUGAAGCUUGGAAAGAAUGGAGUAGAGUCUGUUUUGGAUUUGGGUCCUCUCUCAGACUUUGAGAAAGAAGGUUUGGAAAAGCUCAAGCCCGAGCUCAAAGCUUCCAUCGAGAAAGGAAUCCAGUUUGCAAAUGCAAAUUAGAAGACGUUUGUAUUAUUUACAGUCGGGACAGGUAUAUCUGCUGCCCGCAUUACCAUAAAACUCAAUCCAUUUUUGCUUUUCCCAACCCAAUUGUAACUGAUGAUGCUGCUUACGCGCAAUCGGCUUUACUGUUUUUUGUUAGGGUAGAUCAUUUUCUCUCGUAUAAAUUUUAUCAAUAAUUCCCCAUGGCAUGUUUUUGAGGGAUUUGUGGUUGGUUAGCCUUGUAUCCGUGAUACUUCAUUAGAAUCUUCAAUUUUUAAUAUUGAGAAUCGUCCAACCAUUUGGAGUGGAA
Messenger RNA from Cucumis melo (muskmelon), 1412 nucleotides. RefSeq names its product malate dehydrogenase, mitochondrial. NCBI's taxonomy places the organism in Eukaryota, Viridiplantae, Streptophyta, Magnoliopsida, Cucurbitales, Cucurbitaceae. Gene Ontology annotation, cellular component: mitochondrion; cytoplasm. The record is from RefSeq and is marked provisional. Gene Ontology annotation, molecular function: L-malate dehydrogenase (NAD+) activity. Gene Ontology annotation, biological process: malate metabolic process; tricarboxylic acid cycle.